This is a messenger RNA of Aphanomyces astaci, 1466 nucleotides long. RefSeq lists its product as hypothetical. Lineage: Eukaryota; Oomycota; Saprolegniomycetes; Saprolegniales; Verrucalvaceae. The record is from RefSeq and is a predicted model, not a curated record. Bases 15 to 1439 code for a protein of 474 amino acids. The transcript has 4 exons.
CAAGGACGACUAAAAUGGUGACCAUGCCGACGGACGACCUGCUGUCUCCAGCGUCAAAGCUCCUGUCCCCCGUGACAAGACUCAAUAAGGCGAAGGACAUUAUGAACGAAGAGCAACGGAAGCGGAUGGCGGCGUUGUCUGACCAACGCAUUCGCGAAGCGAUAGCCAAAGAUCCGGUGACGCGAACGCUUCGACGACCGACGUCGUCUGCUACGGCCCUCGAGCCCUCCAAGUUACAAGAUACAUACUCCGUUGACACAAAAAAUAGCAUUGCUACAGAUCACCGACCUGAGCCCCAACGACGUGUACACAAGAACGAUUCUGUUGACAUCACGGACAUCCCGUCCACCGUGCGCUCCAAGUCGAUGGAACUCGAACGAAGCUACGAACUUCUCCGUCGAUUGAAAGACGAAGACAUUCGUGCGAAGCUUCGCAAACAGGCUGUGAAGGAGAACGUCGUUCCAACGUCAAACUACCACCUGAAACACUAUGGUUUAGCCGAUAGCGACCGGAUCAACAUCUACGCGCCAUUUGAAGGGUCGUCGUCCACCGAUGUUCCAAAGCGUAUGGAGCCAUCUCUGGGGCAACAACCUCGAGAGCGCAGACUUCCCCCACAUGCUGGCGCAUCGUCCUCCUCUCGCCAUGCUGGACCCGUCAACAACGACGAUGACAUCCCCCAGCUGAUUCGCCGCAAGGCAGUCCGCCCGCCGCCGCCGCCAGCUCAUUCCAGACCAACCCAGCCUCAAGCCCCAACGCCGUCGCCAAUCUCAUCCAAACGAAAGGCUUCAAAGCAACCUCGGGUCACUCGAACGACGCCCAUGAAAACCAGACUGCGGGCUCGCCAAUCGUCCGUUCCGUGGGCGUGGCUGGGUCACUUGACUCAAGGCGCGGGGAUUGCAUGUGGGUUGGUCACGCUGGCCCUGGUCCUGGCUCAAGACCACACACCCCUAGUCCACUCCGUAGCGGCGCACGGCAUGGCAGCGUUGGAAUCGACUGUUCAAGUACUGAGCCUACACCACCGCUCCCUUUUGAUCGCAGGGCUGGUGGUGUCGUUGGGGCUGCUGCUGUGGUUGAGCCAAGGCUUGUCAGCAUCGGACCAGCGCACGAUUGAAAGACUGGUGGUGUGUGCAAAAGAGGAGCUGCUGCUACACGCGACUUCCAACCUCCCGGGCCACACGGCCAUCCCAGAGGCGUACCUACGGGAAGCCAUCUUGGACCUGCUCGGGUACAAAGGUCCUACCCGCGUCAAAGCCGACUCGUUGUGGCCGUCGGUGCGGCACACGCUGGGCACGGACAGCCGCAUCCAGUGCUUUCAAGCGAGAUCCAAGCGCGGCCUGUUCCUCUGGGAGUGGGUGGCUCCGCAGUCCCAGGUUGCGAUGAAUCGAUACGCGGCGGCGGUGACUACCCUUCGAAACGAACACGUCGACACGUCGAUGUAAUAUUAUGACAAAUACAGAAACGUUGUU